GGUUUUAGAAGCGGCGAGGCUGCAUGCUGUGCGUGCCCGGACCCCUUUAAAGACACGGGACGCUCCCCCAUCCUCUGCCUUUCCUUGUUGCCUUUCCUGGAACAUGUGGUGAGGAAGCAUGUACUGUACAGUACUGUAUCUUGAGAAACAACACCUCGGGGAGGAAGAGCAGCAAAAGGACCAUUUCCGGUGCCGCGUCCAUCUCCGCCCUUUUCCUCGACGCGGCCUCAGGUUCCUCGUGGCAGGAGUCGGCGUUUAUGGAUGGAUCGUUUUGAGGAUCCAGAAAACAGGCUUCUUCUACAGCCUUGGGCUUCAGUUUGCUUUAGUGAGUCCACCACAUUGAUGGCAAAGGCUUGGUUUGGAGAUGCUGGCUACGCCUUGCUCCUUUCUGACCUCAACAACAUGUGGUAUGAAAGUGCAGAUAUGGAAGUGAUUCAGCAUAGGUCAAAGGAGCUAAAUAAGCGCUUGACAGCUCAUGCAUCGUCCUUCCUAAACCGCCUGAGUAGCCUAGUAUGUCCCCUUUUGGAAGGCCAAAAGAACAGCUCGACCACCUUUUGCUGCCAGCUGAGUCCCAGCACCUUGACGCUUCAUGUGAAGAGUGAACUUUCAGGACUGCCUUUCUACUGGGACUUUCACUGUUCUGUGGCACCUGUUGAGAUGAUGUUCCGCCACCUUGUGCGGCCCCUGAUGGCGAUGAGCUUGGUGUUGCAGUGCCAGAUGCAGGAGCUGGCAUCCUUGCUGCUCCAGAAGGACGCCGAGAUAGAGGACUACCAAGAGAACGGGGCUGCGCUCAGCCGAGAGCGCCUGAAAACGCAGCCUUUCAAAGAAGAAUCUUUCCUGCAGACCUUUCACACUCAGACUUUGCCCCAAGCCUGCUGCCUAGGAGAUGGGCAUCUUUUCACUUCUAGCCUAAAGGAGCUUUACAUGGCUGUAACCCAAGAGCAGGCCAGAUCAGCUUGCAAACGCCAUCGGGAAGCAUCAGGAGACUCCGUGAGCUGUGAACAUGUUGGCGCUCAGGACAUUUCCGAGAAGGCUGUGGAUUUACCAACUGAUGGCGAUAAGACAGAGUUCCAAUUAACCUCUACAGAGAGUGUGCAAGACACAGUGGCACUAACCUCCCAAACUCAGAGUGCUCGCUUGCCAAUUGUCAAGAGCAAAAAGAAGAAAGCAAAAGGGCUCUUUGGCUGAUCCAGGUGACCUUUUUUCAUGGAGAUAGAAUGCCCUUGCUGUUCCAUUUUUCUAGACUAUCUGGAAGAGAGCUGCAUGGCACACUUCGGUGCACAGCUGGUACCACUCUGCUCCUCUUGCCGUGUUUCAAAACAGUAGCUGGGGAAUGUCCCGGACGGUGCCACAGCUAUUUCCCACCCUAUUAAAGGCUUGUCCUUUCUCCUUUCUGCUGCUGACACUGUCCCAGAAAUUGAGAGAUGUUGCAUACAAAGUAAGAAGUUUUCUUAGUGUGUGGAAAAUAAAGACUUUGCUUUCAAAAAGGGGAAAUCCAUUGUGGUGCC
Messenger RNA from Pogona vitticeps (central bearded dragon), 1508 nucleotides. RefSeq names its product non-homologous end joining factor 1 (gene NHEJ1). Gene Ontology annotation, cellular component: DNA ligase IV complex; nucleus. Gene Ontology annotation, biological process: double-strand break repair via nonhomologous end joining. NCBI's taxonomy places the organism in Eukaryota, Metazoa, Chordata, Lepidosauria, Squamata, Agamidae. The record is from RefSeq and is a predicted model, not a curated record. Gene Ontology annotation, molecular function: DNA end binding.